Molecule: messenger RNA, 375 nt
Organism: Talaromyces stipitatus ATCC 10500
Lineage: Eukaryota; Fungi; Ascomycota; Eurotiomycetes; Eurotiales; Trichocomaceae
Product: DUF167 domain protein
Exons: 2
Coding region: 1-375 (124 amino acids)
Cellular component (GO): cytoplasm
Source: RefSeq, a predicted model, not a curated record
AUGAACGAAGUACCGAAGCUAUUGCGGCUGAAGUCAGUCGUUCACAAACAUUCCAAGACACUGUAUACCCUCCUAAUACGCUGCCAUGUCACUCCCGGAUCCCGUGGCUUUCAAGGCAUCAAACAAAUACACAACGAGCAGGUGUAUGUCCACGUUGGCUCGGAACCGAGGAAAGGCGAGGCCAAUACUGCUGUUGCCAGGGUUUUGUCUGAGGUGCUGGGCUUUCCUAAAUCAGACGUUAUCAUUGUGGGCAAACAAAGAGUCAAGAUUGGGCAGGUCACGGGAGUUGAUAUUGGAAAGUUGUCUGAGGAAGAGUAUAUCAGUAAGGUCAGACAGAAACUGGUAGAUGCAUGUUUCGGCAAACCGCAGGAGUGA